Marchantia polymorpha subsp. ruderalis is the source of this 1040-nucleotide messenger RNA. Lineage: Eukaryota; Viridiplantae; Streptophyta; Marchantiopsida; Marchantiales; Marchantiaceae. The record is from the annotation of a GenBank genome assembly.
GUGGUGGGAACGAUUCCUCGACAUAAGUCACUGGCACCAGCAGCAGAGCAUCAGUAGGAUUCAGUACGCCUACUACUGUAUGCUGGAGAUGAUUGAGAUCGGGUACUUAUCAGUGUCACACCCAUGAUGCCUAACUUGCAAUUACCAAGCUAAGAGCUGUACGGACCGACUUUUGUUACGCUUGAAUGGAGGGAGGAGGAGAAAACGACACAGCGCUUUUGUAGCAGAUUCUAUAGAUCAAGAAUCUGGAUGAGUCUAUGGCAUAGAAUCUGUGGGCAUAUCCUCUUCAAUGCAACUUCUUAAUUGCUCAUACAGUUGUACGCGACAUCUUGACUAGUCAAACCGACUCAGAAAGCGUGACCGCCUCUACACAUGCCAAUCUGAUGGAAGGAUGGAUGAGAAGGAUGAAGACUGGACUGCCUCUCUGAUGGCAGAUCUCUCAUUGGCUCAUCCAUCGGUAGGAAACUUUGCCGCGAUAAACUUCAUCAAGGACUGCCGCAUUAUGCCCACUCAGCUAGAAGAUUGGUCACCGGAGCUGGCCAAUGGUGGUGACAACGGUGACUAUGUCCAAGCGAUUUCGACGGCAGUGUCGUCACAUUUGGUGAUGCAGAUGAAGGUCGGUGAGACAAUAGUCACCUGUCUCGCAUGGCAUGGCGAUGAGGAGGGCUCAUCCAGAGUACCCCCAUCUCAGAGCCAUGUGGAUAUGGCAUCUACAAUUUGGAGCUAGCGACGAGUAGGAACUUCUGCCACGAGGAAAGUGAUGAAGUGAGACCAAAUGGUCCAUAAGAAAUCUCCAACUUAUUCCUAACAGGCUGCAACUGACAAGCACUACCUGUACCGACCAGGUUUUGACUGGACUCAACCCUAAAGUCGACGGACGAGAACUGCAGAACUCUGAUUCCACAGAGAAGAUUCUUCAGCAGGAGCAGCUUUGGAAGAUUCAGGGAGGGAAGUUCAUGCAACCUACCAGGGAAACUGGACCAUACUGUAGACAACGCCUGAGCUUUCUCUUCCAGCCGUGCCAUGAAGGCAAUCCAGAG